Aplysia californica (California sea hare) is the source of this 1440-nucleotide messenger RNA. Its product is annotated as cleavage and polyadenylation specificity factor subunit 2. Gene Ontology annotation, biological process: mRNA 3'-end processing by stem-loop binding and cleavage. Gene Ontology annotation, cellular component: mRNA cleavage and polyadenylation specificity factor complex. The record is from RefSeq and is a predicted model, not a curated record. Gene Ontology annotation, molecular function: RNA binding. Lineage: Eukaryota; Metazoa; Mollusca; Gastropoda; Aplysiida; Aplysiidae.
ACUGAUAUUUGAUUGGCUUAUAAGUAACCUACAACUUGAUUGGUUCAUUGAAUAAAAUGUCAGCGCCCAUGAUUGAGGCACUGUUUACAAUUUGUGGCUGUAUUAUGUUGUCAUAGUCAUAGAUCUAGUUAGUUCAUCAUGACUUCUAUCAUCAAACUUCAUGCGCUCUCUGGGGCAAGAGAUGAAUCCCCACCUUGCUACCUACUGCAAGUUGAUGAGUUUCGAUUUCUUCUUGAUUGCGGAUGGGAUGAGGAUUUCAGUAUGGAUUUUGUUCAAGAUCUGCGGAGGGUGAGUCAUCAAGUAGAUGCUGUGCUCCUGAGCUACCCAGAUCAUCUUCACUUGGGAGCUCUACCUUAUCUUGUGGGAAAGGGCCAUCUCAACUGUCCCAUUUAUGCCACUGUGCCGGUUUAUAAAAUGGGACAAAUGUUCAUGUAUGACCUCUAUCAGUCUCGUCACAACAGUCAAGACUUUGACAAGUUCACGCUGGAUGAUGUGGAUGUGGCUUUUGACAAAAUAGAACAGCUGGAAUAUUCCCAGGUUAUCACACUAAAAGGUAAAGGACAUGGUCUACAGAUUACUCCUCUCCCAGCUGGACAUAUGAUUGGUGGUACCAUCUGGAAAAUUGUGAAAGAUGGGGAGGAGGAAAUCAUUUAUGCAGUGGAUUACAAUCAUAAAAAAGAAAGGCACUUGAAUGGGUGUCACCUGGACACCAUUAGCCGCCCGUCUGUCCUCAUCACAGAUUCCUUCAACUCACUUUACAACCAACCUAGUCGAAGACAGAGAGAUGAACAGUUGAUGACCACCAUUCUGCAGACAAUGAGAAAUGAUGGGAAUGUUCUAGUGGCAGUGGAUACAGCAGGUCGCAUGCUGGAACUGGCACAGCUGAUGGAUCAGAUGUGGAGAAGUUCAGAGUCUGGGUUGACUGCAUAUUCUCUGGCACUAUUAAACAAUGUCAGCUUUAAUGUAGUGGAGUUUGCAAAAUCUCAGGUUGAGUGGAUGAGUGACAAAGUGAUGAGGUCGUUUGAGGACCACAGGAACAACCCUUUCCAGCUGAAGCAUGUCCGGCUCUGUCACAACCUGGCAGAACUCGCCCGUGUCCCUGAGCCUAAGGUUGUCCUGGCCAGCACGCCUGACCUGCAGUGUGGCUACUCACGUGACCUGUUCGUGGCCUGGUGUGGCAGCGCCAAGAACAGCAUCGUCCUGACCAGCCGGACGUCUCCAGGCACCCUGGGCCGCUGGCUCAUCGACAACCCCCAGGACCAUGUCGUCCGGCUUGAGGGAAAGAGUCGAACUGGGUUUUUCAAGCAAGCGAAGAAGUCGUAUCCCAUGUUCCACUUUGUGGAGGAGAAGAUCAAGUCUGACGAGUAUGGAGAGCUCAUCAAUCAAAAAGAGUACACCAUUAACAACGAACCUUCUUCCAAAGGCGAAGUGAAAGAAGAG